Messenger RNA from Ambispora leptoticha, 338 nucleotides. Lineage: Eukaryota; Fungi; Glomeromycota; Glomeromycetes; Archaeosporales; Ambisporaceae. The record is from the annotation of a GenBank genome assembly.
CAAAUAUACGAAAUGAACUUACUUAUUUUGAUAUUAGGCUAACUGAAGCUGAACUAUGUGAAAUAGUAAAAAUUGUGACGAUUGAUGAUUAUGUUACGGGUGAGGAGGAACUAAGUGGAAACAAUGAUAAUACAUAUGAAGAAAGCUCAAAUUCAUUAUCUCAAACCACUAUAAUCUUAGAGGACAUUGUUAAUUUGCGGAAUUCCGUUUUUCAAGACAGAAAAAUCAUAUCAUUUGAAUCUCCUACUGACAUUGCAGAUUCUAAUAUUGAAGGCGAUAUUGAUCUGGACUUUAGUCCUGAGGAUCUUGUCAACACUGUUUUAAGUGUUGAAUUAUAA